CUGCGUCGCACACAGACCAGCGCGGUUGCCAUGGCGACCGACGAGGUGCUGCGACUGGUGGACGAGCUGCCCGCACCCUGCAAGGCCGUCACCGGUGACGUCACCCUGGGCGACCAGUGCCUCGUGCUGCGCCACCCCGACCAGCAGGGGCUGCUGGCCGACCUGCGGAAGCUCGCAGAAUCCGCGGCCGGCGAGCGCAGGCCCUCUGAGGGCUACGACAGUUCUUCCGGGAUCUGCGAGUACGAUCUGGAGCCGGUCGCCAGGAAGGACUCCCUGGACAGCUGCUUCUCGUCCUACAACUCCGGUGACCUGGCCGACGUCUCUAGGAAGCUCGCUUUCGGAUUCGACACGGCUGGCGUGACGUGUACUGUCGAAUGCGAGGAGAGCCUGGAACAGCGGUACGAGGCAGUCGAGAGCUGCGGCGUCGCGGAAUAUUCCGAGUCCGAGAGUGACAGCAGUAGCGAAGAUGGCGAAGAAAAUCUCGAGUGGCCGCUGGCUGGAGACAGAGAUGACGGCCACGACACUGACGGUCAGGAGCAGCCGGCAGACGAAGUGAUACAAUCGUUGUCCUCCCUGCUGCACCGAGAGACGACCCAGAAGUUCGAGAGUCUCACCGUGACCGACUCGGAGGCCGUGCACGUGGGGAACGUGACAUACAUCUUGGGCGAGGUGAACGUGAAGCAGGUGGUGCAGGAGACUUCUCUCAAGCAGCAGGUGUUCGUGUCGCAGGGGAGGGGAGGGAAGGGCCCGUCUCUGCCGCCCAGUGCACUGCGGAUCAUCAGCAGGAAGGAGUGGCUGGCGCAGCCGCCCCUGCAGCCCGCAGUGCCGGUCACGCCGCCCCUCAACCUCGUCGUCAUCAAUCACACAGCCACGGAGGCAUCCACGAAGAUGAUGACGAACAUGAUGCUGUGCCGGCGCAUCCAGCUGAUGCACGUGGAGGGUAACGAGUGGUGGGAUAUCGGCUACAACUACCUGGUGGGCAUGGACGGCUACAUAUACGAGGGCCGUGGCUGGGGGCUGGUGGGCGCACACACGUACGGCUACAACUCGCGCAGCCUGGGCGUCGCCUUCAUCGGCUGUUUCAUGCAGCACGUGCCCACGCCGGAGGCCGUCGCCGCCUUCCACCAGCUGGUGGAGCUCGGCGUCCGCGAGGGACACCUCACCCCAGACUGCCGCGUCAUGGGAAACUGCCAGUGCACACCCAACGAAAGCCCGGGCAGGGCCUUCUACGAGCUCAUGAAGACGUGGCCGCACUGGGCCGAAACGCCGCCACCUCCGCCGUGGGAUUCCGCCACGAAACAACCUGACCGUGUAGGUACGGCUUCUGAAAGAACGAAUGACAGCUCACACGUGGAAAGGGAGUGCACUGCAGAGAAAUCGAAUGCCUCCGCCGAUUCCCAUGUUGGAAAUAAUGGAACGUUCAGUCCUCUGACACCUCACUACGAAUUCCACCUGCCGAAGACCGUCGGCAAGCCUGAAGGCAGCGGAGAUUGCUCUGGUGGACAGAGAGCCGUGCUACGCGCAGAAGCCGUCGCCAGCAGUCUGCAGGUGACGACCAGCCCGACGGCGAGAGGACAGAGUGUGGCCUUCGCGAUGCGACAGGGAGGCGGCCAUAUUGCAGAGUCCAGCGGAGGCCACGGAGAGACACUGACGGAGCGGUCCAGCGAGAGUCACGAGGUGGUGAGCGUGUCCAGCUCCAGGAACGUGCACGUAGGCGGCGUCAACUACGUGCUGGGCCCGCUCAGCGUCAACCACGUGCUGCAGCGCUCCAGCGUCGAGAGGAGCAUCAGCGUCACCAAGCCGGACCAAGAAGAGAAAAAUGAUCGCCACGAAUGCAACGUUUCGUCUUUGGGCUCAUCCUCAGAAACGCUAUCUGUUACAGACAGCGAGCUGUGUCUGGUGCAACGCGAGGAGUGGGGAGCGCACCCGACAAAGGAAGAACACACGCCUCUGCCCGAGCUCAUCUCCAGAGUGAUUAUCUGUCACACGGAGACCAGCUGCGGCGCGUCGCUGGAGCAGGAAGUGAGCCACGUGCAGCAGCUACAGGUGCACGCGCUCCACAGCGACUUGCUGCAGGACAUCCGCUACAACUUCUUGGUGGGCGCCAGUGGCUACGUCUUCGAGGGUCGCGGCUGGCAGGUGAGGCCGGCCGUCGCGCGCGGCUACGACGACACCAGCCUGGGGGUCACCUUCAUCGGAAACUUCAAGACGCAGCCCCCGACUCCAGAGGCGGUGGAGGCCUUCCACCAGCUGAUGGCUCUGGGGGAGCGCGAGGGCCACCUGAGCCCCGACUGGCGAGCCAUGGCGCAGUGCCAGCUGGUCACCACGGACAGCCCGGGCCGAGCGCUCUACCAGCUGCUCAAGGGCUGGCCGCGCUGGGCCGGGCCCUCGCCGUCUGAAACAGCAGGUGUGCAAGACUUGUAUGUGGUAUCGCGAGAUCAUUGGCUGGCAAGUCCCCCGGCAGAGCCAAUCCCGAAGCUGCAGUAUCCUGUCCAGAUGGUUGUCAUCUGCCACACGGGGACGAAGGAGCCUUCGAGCGUGGAGGGUGAGCGUCGUCAGGUGCGCAGCCUACAGGACUUCGAGGUGCAGUGUCGUGGUCGGGCGGACCUUCCGUUCCACUUCGUGGUGGCGCCGUCUGGCACCGUGUACGAGGGACGCGGCUGGGAGCUGGCGGCAGACCUGAGCCUGGGGCUGGGUGGAGAUCUGGAGCCAGACCUGGAACUGGACGCUCCAGACGAUGGCAGUGGCCGGCGCUGCCUGGCCGUGGCGCUGCUGGGCACCUUCUGCAGGCGCCUGCCGGCAUCGCCGGCUCUGGACGCGUUGCCCUACCUGCUGGCCGAGGCGGAGCGCAGAGGGGUGCUGACGCAGGACUACCGCGUCGUGGGCCACUGCCAGCUCGCGGCCACCAGCAGUCCGGGCGGCGCGCUCUUCUCGCUCCUCAAGACGUGGCCGCGCUGGACCGACCGGCCAUUCGACGACGGGGGUCUCGACGCUGAUGAAAGCGACACUGCUCCGGGACGCUGACUGUCAGAGUUGUGACCCCGUCCGCUGAGUGUCAGAACUGUGAUCCAAGGGCGGCACUCUCACUCUUCCAGAAGGGGAAGGUUAUGCACCUCUGUAAAGAGCUGCACUCUUGCCUGGAAAAUUGUGGUUUUUUUACUGGUAGAGUCCCAUUCGAUCACAGGUGUGUUUCACACCACAGUCUGCUCUGUCAACAGUAGUACGAAAGAUAAUCCAGAGCUUUUAGAAGUAAAUAAUUACAGUCAGAUUGUGGAACACAACCGAGGUGCAGUCCACAAAUCCGUAGUCUACAUACGCCAAGUCACUGGCCACAUCCUUUGGUGUAUGUUCUCACGAAGUAGAAUCUCUUCAUUAGAUAGUGUACGCUAAUCAGCAGAAUACCACCGAGUCCAGAAGAUGGGACAUUCAUUGACAACUGACUGGUGCAUCUCUGUUGCUAUUAGUGCGGUAAACAAUCGAAGAGCAUUAUAAAAAACGACGAAUCCUCAAAUCCAAGGAAAACGAUUAAUCAGAAAUGUACGAAUCCUAUUCUAUGAAAAUUUAAAAAAAAUCUGAAUAAAUUUCUGACUUCUUUAUUCCUGUAUGUUUUUGGAGCUUACAGGCGCUCAAAAGUGAGGUUAUCAGCGUCCCUAUUUAUUCCUGAAGGUCUAGACAAUUCCUUCUACAAGUCCCAGAUGAUACAGUAUUUACAGGCCAUGAAUUGUCUUUGUAACAUUGCUUUCAAAACCAGCAGUAGAAUGGAGGUAUUGAUCUUUAACAUAGUUCCAGAAUCAAUCUUGAAAACCUGUGUGCUCACUGAGUCGAAGUAGCGAUGUUUCAAAGACUGCUAAUCGACUUGUUGUUCUAUUGAGAAUUGCUAUCACUUUAACAUUGCAGGAAUAAAGGGUUUCACCUUCUUUAUAAUCAUUAUAUGCAAUGUUCAAAAAUUGUACACAUGCAUCCUAUACGUUAUACAGUAAGCAGUAUAAAAUCUCAAGAAAUUUUUGUAUGUAAAUAUAACAAUUAAAAUGACAAGACGUUUAACACAA
Schistocerca gregaria is the source of this 4049-nucleotide messenger RNA. RefSeq lists its product as uncharacterized. The transcript is spliced from 8 exons. The record is from RefSeq and is a predicted model, not a curated record. Gene Ontology annotation, biological process: peptidoglycan catabolic process. Gene Ontology annotation, molecular function: zinc ion binding; N-acetylmuramoyl-L-alanine amidase activity. The coding region runs from base 31 to 3024 and encodes 997 amino acids. Lineage: Eukaryota; Metazoa; Arthropoda; Insecta; Orthoptera; Acrididae.